AUGGAGUCGGAUGAGAUAGCCGAGCAAUACUAUACACACGAUGGACGAUUGGCCUCCUUCUAUUCCGCGCAACCAGUCACGCGUCGAAUAUCGAGCACGAAAGGCAGAGGAGCGCCAAAGGCGCUGUUCUCAUGGCCGCAUAGACAACUGAAUCCAGAACACUUUGCACGAGCUGGGUUUUUCUUUGCGCCUACCUCCGAAUUCCGCGAUAACACCGUAUGUUUCCUCUGCCAUAAAAAUGUUGGUGGAUGGGAAGAGAACGACAACCCGUUCGAGGAGCACCUGCGACUGUCACCGCACUGCGGCUGGGCUGUUGUGGCCGGCAUUGAGAUCGGACUGGGAGACUAUGGCAUGGACGACCCUACGAGUUCAGAGAUGCUCGACGCGCGCAAAGCUACCUUUGCGGAGAGAUGGCCACACGAAGGGAAGAAAGGAUGGAAAUGCAAGACCAAGCAGCUUGCGGAUGCGGGCUGGAAGUACACGCCAACCAUUGACUCUGAUGACAUGGCGACAUGCACAUACUGCCAGCUCGCCCUGGACGGGUGGGAACCCAAGGAUAACCCCAUGGAUGAACAUUACCGACGGUCUCCGGACUGCCCAUUCUUCAGUCUGAUCAGCCAGUACAAGUCAGAACCAGCCAAGAAGAAGGGUAGGGCGAAAGGAGUUAGGGGCUCCAAAGCAUCCCGUCUUUCCAGCCAGUCUGCGGCGACGGCGACAUCCGAUAUGACAUCGCUGCUUGAUCACCCAGCCAACCAUGAAGAUAGUGUCUUAACCACAACCUCGGUGAUGACGCAAGGUGGUACCAAACGGGGCAGAGCCAAGAAGGGUACCACGGCCAAAGGGAAGAAGUCGAGGGCAAAGAAAGAUGAAGCUGUCGAGGUGCUCGAGGACCCGCCAGAUGAACAAGACGUGGUGCCACCUCCGCCACCGAAGCCUACUCGAGGACGGAAAAGAGCCAGCGACUCCGUCGAGGAUUCCGUAUUGAUCAACGCCGAAGCGCCUGCACCGAAGAAACGAGCAACGCGUGGCCGAAGAAGCAAUACUGUUGAUGCAUCUGUCGUUGAGCAGCAUCCUGACGUCAGUAUUGCUGAUACGGAGCCUGCACCAGUUCCAAAGACGAGAGGGAAGAAGGGCAAAUCCACUAAUACCCGCAAUACACGGAAGGCUUCCGUGGCAUCGACAGUGUCUGCUGCUUCUCCACGUGUAGAGGAUGGACACAUGAUGGAUGACGAGGAGCUUGACCGACAAUUGCAAGCUGAUAUGGAACGCCCAUUGUCUGAUACUGAGGAUAUCGCUGCUGAUUCUGACUCCGAGCGAAAGACGGUCCCGGCAAAAGCAAAGGGCAGAAAGCCUACUGCCAAGCGGAGUACUUCAUCUCAGCUUGAAGACCAACCCAACGACCAUGCCAUGUUCGAUCAUGUGCCUCCCGAGAUUGAUGAAGCUGCUAUCGACGCAGAGUUGAAAGCAUUGGAAACCGAGAUGGAGGCAGAACAAGGCGAAGCACUCCAGAUCCCAAAGAAAGGUCGCAAGCCAGGUACCAGGAAAGCCUCGAAACAGACGACCACUAAAGCCAAGGAGAAGGCACCCGUUGAACCGACACCAGAACACGAGCCCCAAACCGUUCUUGAAGCCGAGGCGGUAGAUGAGCUAGCUGAAGGUCACGAAGUCAGCAUUGUAAGCACCUCGACUGUUGUUCGAACUAGCUUGUCUUCAACUUCAGGUCCAAAGAAACGGGGACGACCUAGCAAGAAGGAGGCAGCUGCCCGAUUGGCUUUGAAGGAAGCAGAGGAAGCAGAGGAAGCGGAGGCGGCUGUGCUAGCUGAAGCAGAGCCCGAGGAAGAGUCUGUAUCCAAGACCCCGCCGACACCUGCACGGCUGGCUUCCAGUCAGAAGGCUGCAAUAUCACCAAGUACCGUCGAGUCACCUCCACGUAACAAAUCUUUACCACCGCCCCCUCCCGAGUCUGAUGAGCUUCAACCUCCGUCGACGCCAAAAGCCUUCAUCUCUCCAGCCCCCGCCGCGAAGCAGGCGGCUGUUUCACCGUCUCAGUCGCCACAGUCUUCUGAUGCGGAAAACCAGCCACCCUCUUCAAAGCCAUCGAAUACAGCCAGCAGUAAUCGAACUGCAUUGGCGCCUAUCGCCGCCACACCUGUACGAACAUCGCCUUCCAAGCGUAAUGUGUUUGCUGGGCUCCAGAGCAGUCUUGCCUGGACAGCGGUUGAUCUCGAUCUGAUCUUUGAAGAUUUGGACAAGGAGAAUGCUACCGGAUCUUCCAACUAUUCCAAGAACGGUUUGGAUCUUACCAGCCCGGAAAAGCGCAUGUCGGUGGAAGAGUGGAUUCACUAUAACGCCGGGCAAGCUGAGCAGAAGUUGAAGCAUGAAUGCGAGGCCAUUGUGACCGCCUUUGAGAAGGAGGGAACAAGGGCUAUGCAGUGCCUGGAAGGGCUUGUUGUCGAGUAA
Anthostomella pinea is the source of this 2460-nucleotide messenger RNA. The record is from the annotation of a GenBank genome assembly. Lineage: Eukaryota; Fungi; Ascomycota; Sordariomycetes; Xylariales; Xylariaceae.